CUCAUCUCUCUCAAUUCUUCCUUUAGAUUUCAACCAUCGUACUAGUUUCCAUUCUCUCUUUCUUCUUUCGGUAAUCCACUUCUAUAUAAGUGGAUGUGCAGAAACUACCCAAAUCAUAGGACAAAAGCAAUUAGAUUGUUUUCAUUUCAAUCUUUGUUCAAUAUAACAAUUUUAGUUUCGUACAUACGAAAAUUUCGAGUGCCUAAUUGUGCAAUUCAAGCUAAAAAACUCUGAGUUUACACUUGUUGGCUCGUGCAAUUUUGAUAUGGCAAGUGGUAGAGAGCCAAUGAAGAUUGUGAUCAUCAACACCAAGUAUGUAGAGACAGAUGCUACAAGCUUUAAGUCAGUGGUACAAGAGCUAACCGGUAAAGAUUCAAGAGUUACGAGCAAUCCAUCGAAGCCUAGAAGCCGGUUUUACCACGAGCAGAUAAACAAGAAAGAAGGGAAUCCAGGUGGGGUUGGCAGCUCUAGAGGCGAUUCAGUUUUGAUGAAAAAUUUGUCGUUCAGGGAAUUCGAAAGGUUGCUAAAGGAGAUGCCUCCGGUGGAUGAUUUAUUAUGGAAUAUGGACUGAGUAACUUCAAUUACAUUCAACUAUAUUUUCAUGUGGGGAGGGCUAAAUUACAGCGCCAGCUUGAAUAUAUGGCCACUUAUUCAUUCAUUAUUUUUUAUCCUGUAUCCUAUAUAUUCCUAUGUAUAUUCUAAUAAAUUAUACAGUUAUUUGAUCU
Messenger RNA from Durio zibethinus, 725 nucleotides. RefSeq names its product VQ motif-containing protein. Lineage: Eukaryota; Viridiplantae; Streptophyta; Magnoliopsida; Malvales; Malvaceae. The record is from RefSeq and is a predicted model, not a curated record.